Messenger RNA from Aureobasidium vineae, 1149 nucleotides. Lineage: Eukaryota; Fungi; Ascomycota; Dothideomycetes; Dothideales; Saccotheciaceae. The record is from the annotation of a GenBank genome assembly.
AUGGAAGUGCGAAGGCGACUACCUCGCGAGAGGUCCUACGUACACGAGAAGCAAGAGAGUGCUCCGAUUCCCGAUACGGCGACAUCCAAGACUGGACAUGGUGUGAUCAAUGGGCUGCUGGUCCUGCUUGGAUACUUGGUUCAACUCCUGAAAUCGGUCGUGUAUGGGCCACAGAAGACGGACACGCGACAGAAAGAAGAUGAAGAUGAGGAUAAGAGCAAUGAAGAGACGAUACUAUUGGGGCGUAUGUGCGGUGGAGUGAUUGCGGUGCACGAAGGGCGACGCAAGAGGAGUACAGCUCUAGUGCUCUCUUCCAGUAGUCGCGAUGGAGAGGUGCCUUCUGUACUGAAGCAUGCCUCGUCCGCAUAUGCAUUCUUGGGCUCAGAGACGCAUUCCCGACUUCUCCGCUGUCUUUCCUACGGCNCCCCAAUCGUCCUCGAACACGCCNCCCUCGGCACCGUCCACGCCCUCCUCUCCACCAAAACACCAUACCCUUCCCUCUCGCACCCCUCAAUACCAGCCAAACACGCCACCCUCGCCCUCCCACUCUCCUGGCUCCUCCAAACCUCCUCCGCCCUCCGCUUCCUGCACGACCAGAAAGUCACCCACGGCGCAAUCUCCCCAUCCUCUCUUUUGCUGCGCUCAGACAUGUCCAUCGCCAUCACCGACUUUACAAAAUCCACAAUCAAUGGCCACAAUAAUGGUGUGCCCACCAGAGCGCCAAAAGAAUUUGCGUUCCCAGUGGAUGCGUUGAGAUAUGAUUACUUUGAUGGCGAGUUGUCUGCAAACUCUCAAGCGCUGGGGUUGGCGAUUGAUGCAUUUGAUUUUGCGACGCUGGCUUAUAGGUUGUUGGUGAGGAAGGAGCCGGAGUGGGAGUUGCCGACGGGUAAUGGGACUUGGGCUCUGGAAGAGUUGCAUGAGGCGUUGGACGAAGCGGCGCCAGAGUUGGGGGAUGAGAUUGUGGUUGGCUAUGUGGCGAGAGAUGCUUGGUGUUUGGUCUAUGAGGAGGGCAAGACUUUGCAGGAGGAUGUUGUGCAUGCGUUGCUGAGACAUGGUUUCCAUGUCAGAGGCGAUGAGGUUAUUGGUGUCAAGGAGGCUGUCCGGGACUUUGCAGAAUCGUAUCAUCCUUCUUGGAGAUUCGAGAAGUGA